Cloeon dipterum is the source of this 527-nucleotide messenger RNA. RefSeq lists its product as uncharacterized. The coding region runs from base 42 to 464 and encodes 140 amino acids. Lineage: Eukaryota; Metazoa; Arthropoda; Insecta; Ephemeroptera; Baetidae. The transcript has 3 exons. The record is from RefSeq and is a predicted model, not a curated record.
AGUAUACCUGUUAGUGUUAGUUCUCGCGUAAAACACCAACAAUGGUAACAUACGGAAUCGCAGCAGCAGUUUGGUUCCUGUCGCUCGUCGGUGAUGCGUCCGCCACCAAUUUCAAGGAAUGCAGAUCAUUUUUCAACAAGAAGGUUGGAUCUCUUCCGUUGAAUGUCACUCUAAGUAACUGCGACAAAUACCCAUGCGAUCUUGCUCGGGACUCAGAAAUUUAUGGCGGUAUGGACUUCAUUUAUGAUAAGGAUUUGAGUGUGCUGAUACCUAAGAUCACCGUCUACUUAGUGGGUUUCCCAAUCAGCUGGCCCAUCAAUCAGAAGGAUGGAUGCGUGAGUCUCACCCUAAACAAGUGUCCCAUCAAGGCGGGCACCAGAGCCAGAUACGAAUACUCGCUCUUUCUAGGCCCUCUAAUCCCUUUGGUCAGUAUCAAGGGUGAUUUUGGUUUAAGCAACCUGUGAUUGAGGCUACGCAUGCACAUGCUUAUAAUAUAUUGCUCCAUGAUAUAGUUUAGGAGCAAUUGG